AUGAAUUCUUCAACAGAGAAAAACGAGGCAGUAGCCAGCGCCGUCCCGGCAGAGGAGGCGACGAAGCCAUUUCAAAGGAAAAUGGCUACUAUUGAAGAUGAUGACGAGAGGCUGCUUAAUCAGAUUGGUUAUGCUCAGGAUAUGAACAGGCAUUUCAAUCAAUGGUCAAUUUUAUCAUACGCAGUAUCUGUCCUAGGAGUCCUUGGCUCCCAACCCGCCACAUUCGGAGUGCCGCUCAGCUUGGGUGGUCCUGCUGGUGCAGUAUGGGCGUGGUUGAUUGGAUCGAUCAUGUCAUCAUUUACAUCCGCUUCUGUGGCCGAAUUGGUCUCUGCAUAUCCCACGGCAGGAGGGAUGUAUUUCGUCACAAAAUCUGUGGUUCCUCCUGAACAUGCAGCUUUAUGGGCAUGGGUUGUCGGUUGGCUGAAUCUCCUUGGUCAAGCUGCUGGUGUAGCAAGUGUUUGGUAUACUGUCUCUCAAAUGAUUCUGGCUACAGCUACGAUGAACUCAGGCUUCGAUGUAGAUGCAGGCGUCUACUCGUACAAACCAACACCCGUUCAAAUUGUCCUGCUCGCAAUCGCGUUUCUCAUCGCAUCAGGAAUCGUCUGCUCAUUAACGACACGAAAACUUCACCAGAUUGAAAUGUGGUUCGGCCCGAUCAAUGUGAUCGGCACAAUUUCUAUCUGCAUCGCACUCUUGACACUCACACCAAAACUUCAAAGUGCCAAAUGGGUAUUUGGCGAGUUCAAGGAUGGCUCAGGUUGGGGAACCGGGUUCUCCUUCCUCUUAAGCUUUCUCUCCGUCGCAUGGGUCAUGACAGACUACGAUGCGACCACUCACAUGUCAGAGGAAACCCACAAUGCCGCCAUUCAAGGACCGAAAGCCAUCAGAUGGUCAAUUACCAUCAGCGGUAUUCUUGGCUGGAUAUUAACCGUCACGCUAUGCUUCUGUAUCGAUGACUUUGACUCGGUAGUCACAUCACCAACCGGCCUGCCUGCGGCGCAGCUAUUCCUCAACGCUGGUGGUCAGGCGGGAGGAACCGCGAUGUGGUUCUGGGUUAUAGUCGUCCAAACCUUCACCGGCCUCUCCGCAAUGCUAGCUCUCACCCGUAUGGCCUAUGCCUUCUCUCGAGAUGGCGCCUUGCCAUUCUCCAGCUUCUUCUCCCGCGUAAACACCCACACCAAAACCCCCGUCAACGCCGUCUGGCUCUGCGUCCUCUUCUGCAUCUGCAUGGUCCUCAUCGCCAUCGGCUCCACCCAAACCAUCGUCGCCAUCUUCAACAUCACCGCCCCAGCCCUCGAUUUCUCCUACGCCCUCGUCAUCCUCGCCCGCAACAUCUACGCCCACCGCAUCAAAUUCAUUCCCGGUCCCUACCAGCUCGGCAAAUGGCAGAAACCCAUCAACGCCAUCACCUUCACCUGGGUCAGCUUCAUUAGCGUGGUCCUCCUGUUCCCGACGGUCAGGCCGGUCACGGCGGUUAAUAUGAAUUACGCUGUUGCGGUGGGGGCGUUUAUUGGGGUAUUUAGUCUUACUUGGUGGUUUGCGGGGGCGAGGAGGACGUAUACGGGGCCGAGGACUAAUGCUAGGCUUGUUAGUGUGGGGGAUGAGGAUGGGAAUUUUGUUGCGAGACCGGAUGGGAUUGAUGAUGUGGCUACGCCGACUGUGGGGAGUGAAGGAAGUUAA
This is a messenger RNA of Glarea lozoyensis ATCC 20868, 1680 nucleotides long. RefSeq lists its product as uncharacterized. Gene Ontology annotation, molecular function: transmembrane transporter activity. Gene Ontology annotation, biological process: transmembrane transport. The record is from RefSeq and is a predicted model, not a curated record. Bases 1 to 1680 code for a protein of 559 amino acids. Lineage: Eukaryota; Fungi; Ascomycota; Leotiomycetes; Helotiales; Helotiaceae. The transcript has 6 exons. Gene Ontology annotation, cellular component: membrane.